AUGCCCCUUCCAUGCCCGGCUCCUGGGCGCACGCGGGUCCGGACCCCUCUGCCUCCGCCCCCGGGGAGCCCAGCCCGGGCUGCGGCCCCGCGGGUCUCGGCGGGCGGGCAGGGCGCGGCGAGGGCGAAGGGCGAAGGGCCAGCAGCGGCCUCGGCGGCCGCGUGUGGCGGGGGCCGUAGGGGGAGGACGCGGGCCGAGGGGGAGGGCUCACAUCUCGGCGAAGUUCCCGGAUGGUCGCAGCCUCCCCGCGCGGAGCGCUUUUCCUGCCCGCCCCGGCUCAGCCCUGCGGACCCGGAGAGAAGUUUGCCAGAAAAAAAUGCCCCGCGCGCCGCGGGGCCGAGGAGCCGCCCGGAGCCGCCGCGCGGUAAGGGAGCCGCGCCCAGCCAUGCAGGACCAGGGCGUCCGCGGAGUUGGGGGGCGGACGGGCGGGAUGCCGGGGCCGCGAUCCCCGCUCGGGCCCGCGCGGGAGGAAGGGGCGGCGGCAGUCCCCGGGCUCUGGACGCAGCGCUCCCUGAUGAGCGCUGCUGGGCUGCACCGCCCCGAGGCCGCCCGCGGUCGGGACCCGACCUAACCGCGGUCUUCCCGUGA
Messenger RNA from Phodopus roborovskii (desert hamster), 588 nucleotides. RefSeq lists its product as uncharacterized. The record is from RefSeq and is a predicted model, not a curated record. Lineage: Eukaryota; Metazoa; Chordata; Mammalia; Rodentia; Cricetidae. Bases 1 to 588 code for a protein of 195 amino acids. The transcript has a single exon.